This is a messenger RNA of Austrofundulus limnaeus, 1723 nucleotides long. It is a transcript of the gene gjb10, whose product is annotated as gap junction protein beta 10. The coding region runs from base 292 to 1083 and encodes 263 amino acids. Gene Ontology annotation, cellular component: connexin complex. Gene Ontology annotation, molecular function: gap junction channel activity. The record is from RefSeq and is a predicted model, not a curated record. Gene Ontology annotation, biological process: cell-cell signaling. NCBI's taxonomy places the organism in Eukaryota, Metazoa, Chordata, Actinopteri, Cyprinodontiformes, Rivulidae. The transcript has 2 exons.
UGYUGGGAGCCGCACCUGAGCAGGUUGAGCGGCGUGGGAGUCCCGCUCGUGCGUGCGYGCGCGCGCGCAGCUCCUCCCCUCAGCUCUCCCUCCUCCUGUUUGGGGCAGAUCUGUUGAGGUUCUGCUCGCUGUUGUUCAUCUCUGCGCCGCUCCGAGUGGGCGAAGCUCCGUAAACUGACUUCAAACUCCUCAGGUUGGUAAAUACCUGAAGUUGAUUCGUGCCAUUUUAGCUGAGAAGAGGCUGUCUUCAAUCUACAGGAAGAGAAGACCGACUGUGAACAAACUUCCAUCAUGAACUGGGCAUUCCUCCAGGCCCUCAUCAGCGGGGUGAACAAAUACUCCACGGCCUUCGGCAGAGUGUGGCUCUCCAUUGUCUUCCUCUUCAGGAUCAUGGUGUUUGUGGUGGCCGCGGAGAAGGUGUGGGGAGACGAGCAGAAAGACUUCAAGUGCAACACGGCCCAGCCGGGCUGCCACAACGUCUGCUAYGACCACUUCUUCCCCGUGUCCCACGUGCGGCUCUGGGCCCUUCAGCUYAUCUUCGUCACCUGCCCCUCGCUCCUGGUGGUGAUGCACGUGGCCUACAGGGAGGACAGGGAACGCAAGCACCGGCUCAAGUUCGGCGAGAACUGCAGCCGCCUCUACCAGAACACCGGCAAGAAGCGCGGCGGCCUGUGGUGGACCUACGUCCUCACGCUGCUCUUCAAAAUAGGGGUGGACGCCACCUUCAUCUACCUCCUCUACCACAUCUACGAGGGCUACGACUUCCCCUCGCUUAUCAAGUGCAAGGAGGUGCCGUGUCCCAACAUGGUGGACUGCUUUAUCGCUCGGCCCACCGAGAAGAAGAUCUUCACCAUCUUCAUGGUGGUCACCAGCUUCGUCUGCAUCAUCCUCUCCAUCUUUGAAAUCGUCUACCUGAUCGGCAAACGCUGCCACGAGUGUUUCUCGUCGAACCACCACUCUCGCUCCAUCAGCACCAACAAAAUGUCCAGUGGAAGCACCCUGAUGGCGGCGAACUCUGUCAAACUAUCRGGCAAAGGCACCCCUGAAACGCCGGCGCCCUCAUACAGCGUCGCCGUUUCGUGAUCCAUGACCAGAGAGACUUUGUGAAAGAACAAAGACAAGACAGCAAAGCUCUCUCUGCCUCUGUGUUCUGAAAAGACUUAACAGAACUUUAAUGAGAGACAGAACAUUGUAACUGUAUUUCCUUACUGCCAAAGAGUUUGUAUACGUGUCAUAAAUCUGGAAUUUGCACUAUGUUGUGCCUAUUUAAAAUGGUUUUAUUUUAAUGCAUGAAAGCUCUAAGGUCCUAAAGGAAUGACUAACUUGCAUGUCUGAAUGUGUGAUUGGGCCUCAGCGUUGCUAGCAUGAGUCAUCCCUCUUUGGCCAGUUUUACCAGCCCAUGUGGUUUUUCUGUGUAAGAUUUUCCUUGUGUUAGUGCCGAGCCUCAAAGGUUCAGCCUGCGCUGCAACUUUCCUUCCUUUCACACAGAUGUUCAUAUUGGACUCUUUGUGACUUUUGUACAAUAUUUAAAAAUAGAAAGAAAAAAAAAGAAGCAAGUUACAGUCCUGAUUUGUGUCAUGAUUUACCUACAGUUGAGCAGAGGAAACGUGAAAACGCGGUUUUGUAAACAACURUAAUGGAUGUGCAUAUUUUACAGUGUUGAGGUGCGACCUUUUUGCGUGCUUGUAAAUGUUUUUGUAAUAAAUUUUGUGUUUUAAAAAAA